AUGAUGCUGAACGCCGCGACGAAAAUCGACGAGCUGCAAACCAGCGCCGACGCCGAGAUCAAGAUGACGACGCCGAGAAGAACGCGCCUGCAUCACUCCCUCACCAAGAUGAUCUGCCUCCGCCGCCGAAACGGCAAGUCCGAUAAACAUCUCGGCAUCAAACCGGUCUCAAGCACGAGACCGAGAAAACGAACUACGAAUGGCUUGAUCCCGGCAUGGGUACGUAGGCAGCCUUUCCAAAGGUACACGUCGACGUUCUGGCCAAACCUCUCGACAACACCGAUCUCGUCAUCACACGAGAUCGAGCGGUCUCGUCAUCACACGAGCCCGAGAAAACCAACCGGUUUCGUCAAGCACGAUCCCGAGAAAACGGUUGCCGAAGCGCGACCCCAACCGGUUUCGUCGAAGCACGAUCCCGAGAAAACAAGUGUUGCCGAAGCGCGACCCCAACCGGUUUCGUCGAACACGAUCCCGAGAAAACACCGAUCUCGUCAUCAUAUACGAAAUCGAGCGGUCUCGUCAUCACACGAGCCCGAUAAGACACCGAUCUCGUCAUCAUAUACGAAAUCGAGCGGUCUCGUCAUCACACGAGCCCGAGAAGACACCGAUCUCGUCAUCAUAUACGAGAUCGAGCGGUCUCGUCAUCACACGAGCCCGAUAAAACCAAUCUCGUCGAAGCUCGAAUCCGAGAAAAAUCGUCACAGCAAUCUAUUCUCCUUGACGAGACAAAAGAGGUUUUUCCAUAUCAAGGUUUUAACGAGGCAGUACGGAUCUAAAGUCAAUAACGCAACGCAGCAUCACGUCAGCGCAGCAUCGCGACAGCAUCGGCAUCGCGUCGGCAUCACAUAG
This is a messenger RNA of Microthlaspi erraticum, 849 nucleotides long. Lineage: Eukaryota; Viridiplantae; Streptophyta; Magnoliopsida; Brassicales; Brassicaceae. The record is from the annotation of a GenBank genome assembly.